AUGAGGUUCCUCCUCAAGGGCAGGGCCGAGGUGGUGGAGGUGCCGGCCAAGGACAGCCAGCUGGUAGCGGCGGCGGCGGCGGCGGCGGCAGCGGCAGCGGCGGCGGUGCUCCUGGCCGCCCUCCUGGCCGUGCUGGCCGUCUCGGUUGAGGCGAAGGUGUGCGGCACCAAGGGCGCCAAGACCUUCCAGAUCAAGAAGAACAAGUUUGUGGAUGUGGGUGCUCAGGGCGGCUACGCCCAGCGCGCCUUCUUGGACGUGGCGGGCCAGGUGACCGAUGCCCUGAGGGAGGAGGGGCUGAUCGGCCCCAUCGCCAAGCUGUUCAGCUACAAGCUCAUCAAGGGCUGCUACAAGGCGAGUGCGGCGGGUGGGCGGGAGGACUCGCGUGGGGCAAGCGUGUGGAAUGGCGGCGGCACCCUGAUCCGCAAGGGCACCAAGAACCUGGUGGGCGAGUACGAGUUCAAGUACACCGUGGUCUACAACAACGUGAGGCCCAACGGCUCCCCCUGGAAGGAUUACUUCGAGGUCAACGCGGUGGCCGUCUUCAACCGCGGCAAGGUGCUGCUCAAGGGCAAGGCCGAGGUGGUGGAGCUGCUGGGCAAGAAGUGA
Chlorella variabilis is the source of this 606-nucleotide messenger RNA. Its product is annotated as expressed protein. NCBI's taxonomy places the organism in Eukaryota, Viridiplantae, Chlorophyta, Trebouxiophyceae, Chlorellales, Chlorellaceae. Bases 1 to 606 code for a protein of 201 amino acids. The transcript is spliced from 9 exons. The record is from RefSeq and is a predicted model, not a curated record.